CGGCAGCAACGGCAACCGGAUCGGCGCCUUCGCUGCUGGGCGCGGAGGUGGAGGUGGUCACGGUGCAGGGCGAGAAGGUGACUGGAUCCCUUUACAGCUGCAGUGACACACACAAGUUCCUGGCUAUUUCACAAAAGACGACGAAGCCUCGCACAACAGAUCCCAACGUCUUCGAUUUGCGCUUCUUUAGCUAUGACGUUCUGGAAAGUGUCACGGCUGUUCCAGGCAAGCCGAUUGGCCGCCGGCCGGAAGCUGGUCACCUCAACGUUGAUGAAAUGAACAAGCGCAUCCGCGCCGCAGUCCAAGAUGCUCAGCGGCAAUUGCAGUCAUAUAGCGAAACUGCAUCGGACGAUGCGCGGGCCGUGUUUCAGGCCAUGACCAAGCUGGGCAAGUGCCAGUGGCAUGCCAACGAUGCCAUUCUUUUCAAUCACAUGGUGCUCAUCAGUGCCCCCUACACCAGCAAGAACGUCAAGCCCGUAAACAAGGAUGGCCAAGACAUGGCUACCUACGUGGCUGAACGCGUGGCUCAGCUGCGCAAGUAGAAGCCCCAUCCCUUCUUGUGCCCAAGGCACCCCCGCAUCAAACCAAAACCCAACCACACUUUUGAAUGCCAGAAUUUGAAAAGAAAAAAGUUACAAGGAGGAACAAGCCUUCAGAAGCUCGACUCGCCGUUCGCACACAAAUUCAUGAAUGCUGU
Molecule: messenger RNA, 697 nt
Organism: Monosiga brevicollis MX1
Lineage: Eukaryota; Choanoflagellata; Craspedida; Salpingoecidae
Exons: 4
Coding region: 276-542 (88 amino acids)
Source: RefSeq, a predicted model, not a curated record